AUGAGAGAGAUCGUCCACGUUCAAGCCGGACAGUGCGGAAACCAAAUCGGAUCCAAAUUCUGGGAAGUCAUCUCCGACGAGCACGGAAUCCAGCCCGAUGGAACCUUCAAAGGAGAGACCGAUCUCCAGUUGGAGCGCAUCGAUGUCUACUACAACGAGGCCAACAACGGCAAGUAUGUUCCACGCGCAGUUUUGGUCGAUCUCGAACCAGGAACCAUGGAUUCUGUCCGUUCCGGUCCAUUCGGACAGUUGUUCCGCCCUGAUAACUUUGUGUUCGGACAAAGCGGAGCCGGAAACAACUGGGCCAAGGGACAUUACACAGAGGGAGCUGAGCUCGUCGACAACGUUCUCGACGUUAUCCGUAAGGAGGCUGAGGGAUGCGACUGUCUCCAAGGAUUCCAGCUCACUCACUCCCUCGGAGGAGGUACCGGAUCAGGAAUGGGAACCCUUCUUAUCUCCAAGAUCCGCGAAGAGUACCCAGACAGAAUCAUGAGCUCAUUCUCGGUUGUACCAUCACCAAAGGUCUCUGACACCGUCGUCGAGCCAUACAACGCCACCCUCUCCGUCCACCAGCUCGUUGAGAACACCGAUGAGACCUACUGUAUCGAUAACGAGGCCCUCUACGACAUCUGCUACAGAACACUCAAGCUCACCAACCCAACAUACGGAGACUUGAACCAUCUCGUUUCGCUCACGAUGUCCGGAGUUACCACCUGCCUCCGAUUCCCAGGACAGCUCAACGCCGAUCUCCGCAAGUUGGCCGUCAACAUGGUGCCAUUCCCACGUCUCCACUUCUUCAUGCCAGGAUUCGCCCCAUUGUCCGCCAAGGGAACUCAAGCGUACCGUGCUCUCACCGUCGCCGAGCUCACCCAACAAAUGUUCGACGCCAAGAACAUGAUGGCUGCUUGCGACCCAAGACACGGACGUUACCUCACCGUCGCCGCCAUGUUCCGUGGACGCAUGUCGAUGAGAGCGAUCGACGAGCAAAUGCUCAACGUUCAAAACAAGAACUCCUCGUACUUCGUCGAAUGGAUUCCAAACAAUGUCAAGACCGCCGUUUGCGACAUCCCACCACGUGGACUCAAGAUGGCCGCUACCUUCGUCGGAAACUCCACCGCCAUCCAAGAGCUCUUCAAGCGCAUCUCGGAGCAAUUCACCGCUAUGUUCCGCCGUAAGGCCUUCCUCCAUUGGUACACUGGUGAGGGAAUGGACGAGAUGGAGUUCACCGAGGCCGAGAGCAACAUGAACGAUCUCAUCUCCGAGUACCAACAGUACCAGGAGGCCACCGCCGAAGAUGACGCCGAGGGAUACGCCGAUGGAGAGGCCGGAGAGACGUACGAGGAGCAAUAA
Caenorhabditis remanei is the source of this 1350-nucleotide messenger RNA. RefSeq lists its product as uncharacterized. Gene Ontology annotation, molecular function: GTP binding; GTPase activity; structural constituent of cytoskeleton. The coding region runs from base 1 to 1350 and encodes 449 amino acids. The transcript is spliced from 4 exons. Gene Ontology annotation, cellular component: cytoplasm; microtubule. Gene Ontology annotation, biological process: microtubule cytoskeleton organization; mitotic cell cycle. The record is from RefSeq and is a predicted model, not a curated record. NCBI's taxonomy places the organism in Eukaryota, Metazoa, Nematoda, Chromadorea, Rhabditida, Rhabditidae.